GCUGCAGUCGAAGAGUCAUUGGCUCCGGAGCUUCAGAUCUACAACACGCUCACACGGUCGAAGGAAAAGUUCACUACCCUAGAGCCCGGCGUGGUCAAGAUGUACGUGUGUGGCGUGACCGUCUAUGACCUUUGCCACAUAGGUCAUGCACGAGUGAUGGUCUUCUUCGACACCGCUGUCCGCUUCAUGAGGCACAUGGGCUACAAAGUGACCUUCGUCCGCAAUGUCACGGACAUC
Molecule: messenger RNA, 237 nt
Organism: Symbiodinium necroappetens
Lineage: Eukaryota; Dinophyceae; Suessiales; Symbiodiniaceae
Source: the annotation of a GenBank genome assembly